Gracilinanus agilis (Agile Gracile Mouse Opossum) is the source of this 2037-nucleotide messenger RNA. It is a transcript of the gene RNF169, whose product is annotated as ring finger protein 169. Lineage: Eukaryota; Metazoa; Chordata; Mammalia; Didelphimorphia; Didelphidae. The transcript is spliced from 7 exons. Gene Ontology annotation, molecular function: ubiquitin-protein transferase activity; nucleosome binding. The record is from RefSeq and is a predicted model, not a curated record. Gene Ontology annotation, cellular component: nucleus; site of double-strand break. Gene Ontology annotation, biological process: double-strand break repair. The coding region runs from base 1 to 2037 and encodes 678 amino acids.
AUGGCGGCGGCGGCUUCUCUGAGGCGGCGGGGCCGGCGGGGCGGCGGGGAGGAGCUAGCUCCGGGUACAGCCACGGCGGCCUGCCCGGGGUGCUUGGCGGAGGCAGGGGUCCUGCAGCGCGGCCACUCGCUGGGCCGGCCUCCCCUCGCCACCGAAGCGGGGCCAGGCCCCGGGCCCGGGCCGCCCUCCGGGCCCGCCUGCUGCCCGCGCUGCGGCAGCCGCAGCCGCCCCUUGGGCCGAGCCCGCCGCCGCCCCCGCCCCCGCCCCAGCGGCCUGGCCGAGGCUGAACUGUGGGAGCGGCUCCACCGGGGCCGCCGCCGCCACCGCCGCUUGGACGGGGACCCCGCUGGUGCCGGUCCGGGAGCCGGACAUGCGGGAGCCGAGGAGCAGCGGGCUGCGGUCGCCGAGGAAGACUUUAUAUUCAGAGCACCAGUCAAACUAAGUAAACCAGGGGAACUUCGAGAAGAGUACGAAAGUCUGAGAAAGUUGAGGGAAGAAAAGUUAGAAGAGGAGAAAACCUCUGAGGAUCUGAUCCACAAGCUCUUACUGGAGGAUAUUGAAGCAGGGAAAAGGAAAAUGGAAGAACUGCAGAAAAAAGAUGAGCCAUUAGUACUCUGUCCCGAGCGUCUCUCAGAUUCAGAAAAUGAAGAACCUUCCCAGGGCAAGAUGACACACCGUUCGGCAUUUGUUUCCAAGAGCAGCGUUUACUCCUUAGCUUUCCUGACAGGAAACCUGAAUUCCAGAGUGGAGAGGAGCCAGAGUUGUAAUGACACAGCCCAGGACAGAGCAAAAAACAGAAUUCGAUCAGUUCCCACCAAUAAAGCAAAGGUCACAGCAGUGACUCCUGCCUCCAACCCCAUUGUUGGUGUUCUCUUGUCAACCCAAAACAACCGAUGCUUCUCAGCCCCUGAUUUGACUGUGGAAAAACGGCUACCAUUCAGUUCUCUCUCAUCUCUGUCUUCCUUGCAUAAGCCAGAGCGAUCUAUUAGUCCUGAAAGCAAUGACAGCAUCUCAGAAGAACUGAAUCAUUUCAAGCCCAUUGUCUGCUCACCAUGUACCCCUCCUAAGAGACUCCCUGAUGGCAGAGUACUCAGCCCAUUGAUCAUAAAAUCAACACCCAGGAAUUUGACUAGAACCUUACAGAAGCAGACCUCUUAUGAGGCUAGUCCACGGAUCCUUAAGAAGUGGGAACAGAUCUUCCAGGAACGACAGAUCAAAAAGACCCUUUCAAAAGCCACCCUCACUUCCAUGCCUUCUGAAACAGGGGAAGACUUCCUAAUUCCUGAAGUUGUCCAUUCCAGCAAAGAGCAGCCAGGGCUGGCUUUACAUGUGAGACUCUUCAGUGAGCAAGUAAGCUCAGAUCAUCCUGCUCUUAUCAUCCCAGAGCCUGAUUAUUUUCCCUCAGUUAGUCAAGCAAAGGUAGAAAGGGGAAUUGGUAGGAAGAGCAGUGCCAAAAUCCUGUUGGAAACUGACUAUUCCUUGGAACCCAAAGGGAGAGCAAAUGGAGCCAUUUUGGAUAGUCAGGGGUUUGAGGGAUCUGAGACAAGCACAGACUCUGAUCUAGACAAAUCAUGGAUAAGCACUGAUGUGAAAUUCACAACAAGGAAAAUUAUGACUAUUAAUCCAGCACUGCCUGAGAACAACACACUUGGUGUGGUUCUCAAAACCACAAAAAAGCAGCUGAAGACACUGAAUCAUUUUGAGUUGCCUAAUGGCAACUGUGACAUGGUAGAAGCUAUCAGUGAUGCACCACUUCCUCCCUUACGCCGUGGCCGGAAAAGACACUGUAAGACCAAGCACUUAGAGCAGAAUGGCUCCUUUAAGAAACUAAGACAAAAUGUAGGGGAGGUGGGUCUAACCCCUGGGGACCCAGUGUUUCAAGAGAUGGAGCAGAAGCUUCAGCAGGAAGAGGAAGAUCGGCAGCUGGCCCUUCAGCUCCAGCACAUGUUUGACAAUGAAAGUAGGAUAGUGAGCAGGCGGAAAGGAGGUGCUGACCAAUAUCUCCUACGGUCCAACAGCACUACUGGUGCCAAGUAG